GACGUGACGUGUUACGUAAAUAAAGAUGGCGGCUCGCAGCAACCGACAGGUCGUGUGUUGUGAAACGUCUAGUUGCCCCCGCGGUGACAUUAUGUCAGUUCUGUCAUGAUGGUGGAAUAUAACUUUUAAUAAACGAUACAAACGCGGUCCAGUUUGAGAGCGCGUCACGGCAUUAGCGGUUUGAAUCUGGGAAUAUAGUCCAACGAUGGUGUCGUGUACCCGAAUGACACCGUGAGCAACUUGUCUACAAACUGCAAAAACUAAACAAAAAAAACACUACAGUCGAGAGAGAGAGAGAGAAAAUGUUUCCAGCGACGUGGUCGCGACUGUCCCGCGCGGCGUUGCCCCGCGGAGGACUGAGGACGCAGAGUCUGCUGUCCAGCUCCGGACCUUCAAACUGGAGCAAAGUGGUGUCCGACGCGGAGAAGCUCGUCGGAUACCCGACGUCCUUCAUGAGCCUACGCUGCCUGCUCAGCGAUGAGCUCAGUAAUGUGGCCAUGCACGUGAGGAAGCUGGUCGGGACUCAACACCCGUUGCUCAACACUGCAAGGGGCUACGUCUACGACAGCCGGCACAACCUCCAGACGAGGGGACUGAUCGUACUGUUGCUGUCGAAGGCGGCAGGGCCGAGCCACGCGGCCUCCGGCCUCCUGUCCCAGGACAUGGUCAGCGGCAUCUACCCGAGCCAGCGGAACUUGGCAGAAAUCACUGAGUUGAUCCACACGGCGUUCCUGGUGCAUCGUGGGAUAGUCGAUCUGAAGGGGUGGACGGACUCGGACGGCCCGCUGAAGGACAUGGAGUUUGGGAACAAGAUGGCGGUCCUGAGCGGCGACUUCCUGCUGGCAAACGCUUGUACCGGACUUGCCCAAUUGAACAACACCAAGGUUGUUGAGCUGAUCUCGAGUGCCAUCGGUGAUGUGGUUCAAGGCAUCUACAGUGAGAAUUACAGUAAUACUGAGGAGAGCAGUCCCACCGACGGCGUGGACGUGGCAGCGUGGGAGGAGCACGCCUUCCUGUCGCACGGGGCGCUGCUGGCCAAGAGCUGUCAAGCUGCGAUGGAGCUCGCCAAACACGACAAGGGCUCACAAAGGUUGGCCUUCAUGUACGGAAAGCACAUCUCGCUGGGCCACAAGCUGAACUCUGACCUGCAGCCGUUUCUGAAGAGCGGCGCGGGAGAGUCGGCGUCGUUCAGUCUGAGCGCCGCCCCGGUGGUUUUCCACCGUCAGAUCGUCGGCCAGGACAGGUGGCGUCAGCAGCUGCAGCAGGCAACAACACUGAGAAACCAGCUGGACUACUCAAAGCUUUUGGCAGCAGUGAAGUCGGAGAAAGGCGUGAGCUCGGCGGUGGACUUAUGCUGUUACCAUGGCAACAGGGCUCUGGAGGCCAUCCAGGCUUUCCCCUCCUCCGAGGCUCGAUCCGCCCUGGAGAACAUCGCCUCCGCCGUCAACAAAUUUUGACCUGGACACACACACACUCACACUCACACUCACACACUCACACUCACACUCACACAGUGUCUUUGUCUGCAGAGGCAAGAGGACGAGAACCACUGAACAGUUGAGACAAAUCAACUUCUCAUGUCUGGAGAAACUGCUGCUCUUCUCUGUUGUGGAUGACAGUGUCCAACGCAAUGGCUAUGCCCAUAAAUGGUCACCAUUAAAAAGAAUAAAAGCACAUUA
Molecule: messenger RNA, 1679 nt
Organism: Cyclopterus lumpus (lumpfish)
Lineage: Eukaryota; Metazoa; Chordata; Actinopteri; Perciformes; Cyclopteridae
Gene: pdss2
Product: prenyl (decaprenyl) diphosphate synthase, subunit 2
Exons: 8
Coding region: 303-1457 (384 amino acids)
Biological process (GO): ubiquinone biosynthetic process; isoprenoid biosynthetic process
Cellular component (GO): mitochondrion; transferase complex
Molecular function (GO): prenyltransferase activity
Source: RefSeq, a predicted model, not a curated record